GGAAGCCCCGGAGCUGGUUAAGUAGCUGUGGACCCGAGCAAAUCCCUGAGACACUAUCAGGAAUGUCUUCCUUAAGUGGAAAAGUACAAACAGUUCUGGGCCCCGUAGAACCCAGCCAACUGGGACGCACCCUGACCCAUGAGCAUCUGACGAUGGCCUUUGACAGUUUUUAUUGCCCACCUCCUCCAUGCCAGGAAGCUGCCUCCAGGGAACCUAUCAUGAUGAAAAAUUUAUUUUGGAUUCAGAAAAAUCCUUACUCCCAUCAAGAGAAUCUUCAGUUGAAUCAGGAGGUAGAAGCCGUAAGAGAAGAACUGUUGUAUUUCAAGGCUAAGGGCGGAGGAGCCGUGGUGGAGAACACGACCACUGGACUCAGCAGGGAUGUGCGUACGCUGAAGUGGCUGGCAGAGCAGACUGGAGUCCACAUCAUAGCUGGUGCUGGGUUUUACGUAGACGCAACUCACUCUGCAGCAACCAGAGCCAUGUCGGUGGAGCAGCUUACAGAUGUCCUCAUUAGUGAAAUUCUCCAUGGAGCUGACGGCACCAGUAUCAAGUGUGGAGUUAUUGGAGAAAUUGGCUGUUCCUGGCCUUUGACUGACAGCGAGAGAAAGGUACUUCAGGCUACGGCUCACGCCCAAGCUCAGCUUGGUUGUCCGGUGAUCAUCCACCCUGGACGGAACCCAGGUGCACCAUUCCAGAUCAUCCGAGUACUGCAAGAAGCAGGGGCGGACAUCUCUAAAACGGUCAUGUCCCACCUUGACAGGUCUAUAUUUGAUAAGAAAGAGCUGCUGGAGUUUGCUCAACUUGGCUGCUACUUGGAAUAUGAUCUCUUUGGUACGGAGCUCCUUAAUUACCAGCUAAGCCCAGAUAUUGAUAUGCCUGAUGAUAACAAAAGAAUUAGAAGGGUCCGUUUUCUGGUGAACGAAGGCUAUGAAGAUCGGAUUCUCAUGGCACACGACAUACACACAAAGCAUCGACUGAUGAAGUACGGAGGUCACGGCUACUCACACAUCCUCACCAACGUCGUUCCUAAGAUGCUCCUCAGAGGUCUGACUGAGAGGGUGCUUGAUAAGAUACUCAGAGAAAACCCUAAACAAUGGCUGACUUUUAAAUAGGGUGGCUGUUCAUGAACCCAGACCCGGAGGAUAAAAUUAGCAGAGGAUGGUAGGUGAUUUCAGAUCUACUGGAGACAUGAAUCCAAGCUACACAGAACCAGUGACUGGUCACUUCCCUCCUAUGAGAAGCUGGAUAACUACUGGGUUCAAGUGAGUCCCAUUGUCUUUCCUUAAUAAAAUAAAAAUGGAAGAGCGUGUUUCCAAACAAUAGUUUAAAGUUACAACCCCUAAGAGUCAUUUUGGAUGUCUUCCCCUGCCCCGACUCUGAUCAGCACUACUUGAGAAAAAUUAUAGUUUCAAGCUAAGUUGCCCCCUUCUGGAGCAAUCUAAUGUUUCUGGUAAUAUUGAUGAUCCUAGUAAUUAUCCUGCUGUUCUUUAAUUAAUGCUUAAUGAAUAAUAUGGCAUUUCAAAAUCACUUUUGCAACAAGGGAAGUUAAAUUUUGAGACUUUUUUUUUUCCCAAAGGAGACAGCAAUAAAAUUACCAAUUCGCAACAAUAAAAAUAUUUUGGAAGGUUAACUAUGUGUUUCCCACCUAUUUAUGUAAACAGAAUAAAUCAAUUUUCCUGACUUUGGCUUUCUGGUUUCCAUUUUUACUGUUAACUAUAUUGUGUUUUUGAAAAAGUCUGUCUAAGAACAUGUAACAAUAGUGAAUUAUAAAGAAAUGCGAUCAUAAAAGUAAAAAUAUAUUACAUAAUAUAGUUUAAUGAAUCAUUACAGUUAUUAUAACAAAGGCCACAAUUUAAUUAAUUCAUGUUAUAAUGCAAAGAAAAAAAGAAAUGCUUGCCUUAUAUAUAGUCCCUUUAUUUCAUUUACCUUUUAUUUCUUUUUUCCUCAGGCCUAAACAGAGAAAAUAAUGCUUAUUUAUCUAAGGAAAAGGUCAGGUCUAUUGGAAAUGACAGUCUGUUUGUAAACACCACUCUUUAGAAGAGAUCCAGCCAUGAAGUUCUGUGCUAAUAAAGCCUUUUCAAAAUA
This is a messenger RNA of Rattus norvegicus (Norway rat), 2085 nucleotides long. It is a transcript of the gene Pter, whose product is annotated as phosphotriesterase related. NCBI's taxonomy places the organism in Eukaryota, Metazoa, Chordata, Mammalia, Rodentia, Muridae. The transcript is spliced from 5 exons. The record is from RefSeq and is marked provisional. Bases 63 to 1112 code for a protein of 349 amino acids. Gene Ontology annotation, molecular function: hydrolase activity, acting on ester bonds; aminoacylase activity; zinc ion binding. Gene Ontology annotation, cellular component: cytosol.